AUGCAAUUGUUCUUCAUCCUACUAAUAAGUCUUAUUGAUGUGUCUUCUGGGCUACUACAAUCAACCCCAACUUUAAAGAAUCGCAUAGUUUAUGAUAAUGCUCGAAUACCAGUUGACGUGGCAUAUUCACUAACACAACAAAGGUCCAAACUGGGUCUGUAUGAAAUCAUGUCGUUAACAUCAAACAAAGAGGUUGUUCCUUAUAUUUGUCAUCUUCCGGCAGAUAAAGAGGUGAAUAUUUCAAAACCAAUCCAUUCUGCCACAUCUGAGUUAAAGCAACGUGCAAUAGAUAUCAUUCAAGAAACGUUUGAUAAUGGAAAUUGUUCAUUAGCAUUCAAUAUACAAGCAGGAUAUUGGACGGUGGGGUAUUGCUUCGGUGAUAAGGUUAUGCAGUUUCAUGAAGACCUUAUCGAUUUUAUGAGUGGCAAUCACAAGGCACAAUUGCCAAAUCAUGUUUAUGUACUUGGGAAAUUCCCCAAUGUGAAACCUUACAAACAAACCGAAAUAAGGAAUCAAAGAGGAGGACAAAGGGUAAAGCUAGAUCCAAGGGACUUUAUCGUAUUUGACGGUGAAUUUGGCUCCUUUGGAGAUCACGAAGUCGAUUAUUCAACAAAUACGCAAAAGUUUAUCAAACAUACAUUGGGUAAUGGAGAGAUUUGUGAUUUGACACUACAACCAAGAACAAUUGAUAUAGUGUACAAAUGUGAUCAAGUUUUUGGAAAGCCACGGAUAAUGGAGAUUCAGGAAAUCAAGACGUGUCAAUAUCAAAUGAUUGUGAAUGUGCCAAAACUUUGUCAGAUUGAAGAGUUUAGGAAAAACUUGAUUCAUGAGAAUAUAAUAAAUAUAACAUGCAAAAGGAUAGAUGAGAAAGAAAAUAAAUCAACAGAAACUGUGUCUUAUGACACUUUUUUCGAUUAUCACCUGCCUAAUAACCUGGAGUCCCAAAUAGCCAAGAUUAAGAACGAGAAAAUUGACUUGAACCAAUUUCAUAUUAACCCCAUUGGUGAUGGGUUUUACCUCGGAAGUUUGAAAGAAGAGUAUAAAACUGAUCUACCAUAUUGGAAUACCCGAGUUAUUGCAAUGAAUUCGAAUCAAAUUGAUGAUAAAGACUUGUUGAAUAGAUUUGGCAAAUUAUUUCUUAACGCCAUGGAGAGGAAAUUCCCAUCUCCAGUCAUGAUAACUGACAAUAUAGCAACAACACUUCAAUGGAAUGACUCGUUCAUAUACUGGAUUGAAAUGUUUGAUAUAUUUGGUAAUUACAUUGCUUUGUUCAAAAUGGCUCGCGAUGGGAAGGUAGAUAAUCAUGAAGUUGAAUUCCACAAGAUUAAUGCAGUGAAUGAGGAAAACCUUAUGGGUUUCAACUCCGACCUCAGCUACUUUAACCACCCAAAUAAGAAUUGGAAUUUUGAAUUCUUUAAACGAAAUCAGGAGUCUCUGAGUAUAUAG
Messenger RNA from Lodderomyces orthopsilosis Co 90-125, 1446 nucleotides. RefSeq lists its product as uncharacterized. Lineage: Eukaryota; Fungi; Ascomycota; Pichiomycetes; Serinales; Debaryomycetaceae. Gene Ontology annotation, biological process: retrograde protein transport, ER to cytosol; endoplasmic reticulum unfolded protein response. The transcript has a single exon. The coding region runs from base 1 to 1446 and encodes 481 amino acids. The record is from RefSeq and is a predicted model, not a curated record. Gene Ontology annotation, cellular component: endoplasmic reticulum lumen.